This is a messenger RNA of Linum trigynum, 6974 nucleotides long. Lineage: Eukaryota; Viridiplantae; Streptophyta; Magnoliopsida; Malpighiales; Linaceae. The record is from the annotation of a GenBank genome assembly.
CAACGAACUUCACAGAUGAACUAUUCGACAAAACACAAUAUGGUACAAGGACUAUUUAGUAAUAGAACUUUAACACAGUAGAAGUCCCAAUUGCAAUCACAUCUAUCAUCUUCUUGCAGUUCAUACACUUAACACCACACUCGCCAAGUUUUUUUUUUUUUAAUUUGAUAACCUAGGGAAUCUCAGCCCCACGUGCUGCUUGAGCGACAACGGGGCCUACUAAACUACUGGGGGUACCUGUAUACUAACUGGGGCUUUCUGCUACCAACAUCGAAGAGGCUUCGCCUCCGAUACUAAGGGUGCCGCCACUAGAAAUCGAACUCAGGACCUCCCAAAUCCAGAGCUCAAUUGGUCCAAUGUUUCAUACACUCGCCAAGUUUGAGUUACAAUCCAAUCCAAUACAUCCAUCAUUUACCUAGUCAAUCGGACAUCAAUACCUCAAAUCUCCUCUCGUUCUUACCACGUAUGAGUCAGUUCAGGUUUUCUAUUAAAUUAUAAUCCAUUAGUAAAACUAUAUAUAGACUAAGAAAUUGACUUCUAAUUCUACAACAAACUUCACAGAUGAACUAUUCGACAAAACACAAUAUGGUACAAGGACUAUUUAGUAAUAGAACUUUAACACAGUAGAAGUCCCAAUUGCAUUCACAUCUAUCAUCUUCUUGCACUUCAUACACUUAACACCACACUCGCCAAGUUUUUUUUUUUUUUAAUUUGAUAACCUAGGAAAUCUCAGCCCCACGUGCCGCUUGAGCGACAGCGGGGCCUACUAAACCACUGGGGGUACCUGCAUACUAACUGGGGUUUUCUGCUACCAACAUUGGGGAGGCUUCGCCUCCGAUACCAAGGGUACCGCCAAAAACACUCAAGUGGCGCCACUAGAAAUCAAACUCAGGACCUCUGACUUCCAAAGCUCAAUUAAUCCAAUAUUUCAUACACUCGCCAAGUUUGAGUUACAAUCCAAUUCAUCCAUCAUUUAUUUCCCCUCUAGUACAGUACAUUAGUUUCCCUAUCCCCCCCUUUAUAUUAUUCAAAAUCCCUCACCAGUCAUUGCCUUCCUGGCAACACUCUCUGUCUCUGCCCUCCUUCAUUCAAUUCCCCUACUCUUCCCUCUCCCCUCCAACAUUUUGACCUGCCCUUUACUCCACUUCACUUCUUACCACUGUAAAAAAAAAAAAAAAAAAAAGAGGAAAGCAUGAACCUUUUUACCAUUCUACCCUCACCCCACUUCCCAUAUUCUCAUCCCCUACAAACCCACAUGACACCAAGGUCUCCACAUUAACUCCUGCCAUUCUUGGCCUUCUCUUCACUCUCAUUCUUCUUCCUCCCUCCCCACCAUAGCUUAGUAAAGCUCCAACCUUUUCAUCACUUCCUCCUCCUUCUGCAGCUUCUCAUCUACCAUGCUUCAUUCCCUUUCCCAUAGCUUUACACCCAAAUCCAUGGAUUGAGAAGUGGCUUUUUUAUUCCCUCCCCAAAUCACACUCAUCGCUAAAAGCUUCAACCUUUAUGACUUCCUUUCUCUUCUUUUGAAUCUCAUCCUUCCACUUUUGAUUCACUCUUCUUCCCACAAAGCUUUGUACCCACAAACCAUGGACUGGGUUUCCUUCCAAAUCAAAGAAAGCUCCAUUCUUUCCACUCCCCAAUUCCCACAACCGCCGCCCCCGCCGACACUCGCCGCAGCCGCCUCCGGUGACGGCGGCGGCGCGUUCAACUUGGAGAACAAGGUGAGUCCAAGCAUUCUACUAAUCAUAAUAAUCCUCGCCAUCAUCUUCUUCAUCUCGGGCCUCCUCCACCUCCUGGUCCGGUUCAUGAUCCGACCCGGAUCCGCACUUGGCCGCCGCGGCGACCAGGACUACGAACUAGACAGCGUCACGGCACUGCAGGGCCAAUUGCAGCAGCUCUUCCACCUCCACGACGCCGGCGUCGACCAGUCCUUCAUCGACACGCUCCCAAUCUUCCUCUACGACUCCAUCGUCGGCGGGCCCGCCGACAAGUCCGCGCCUUUCGACUGCGCCGUCUGCCUGUGCGAGUUCGCCGGCGACGACAAGCUCCGGCUGCUCCCGAAGUGCAGCCACGCCUUCCACAUGGAGUGCAUCGACACGUGGCUCCUCUCUCACUCAACGUGUCCUCUAUGCCGGUCCUCCCUCCUCGCCGAUUUCUCCGCCGCGAAUCACGGCGGCGGGAACGGGAGCAACAACCUCCUCACCUGUUCUCCGAUCGUUCUGGUCCUCGAAUCUGGCAGCGAGAGAAGCUCCCGAGAAAUCGAAACGAAUAACAACAACCUCGGAAGGACUAAUUCCAUCCUCAGCGCUUGCUCGUUAGUGGGUUACCAAGGGGACAACGAAUCGGGCUCCUGUCGGGUCGAAAUUCCGCCGCCGGAGGCGGAAACCGGGUCCGGGUCGGGUCAGGACAGGGUCGUCCGGGUCAAAUUGGGGAAGUUCAGAAAUGUGGAAGGCAGCGGAAAUGGCGGUGGUGGCGAUGAUAAUGUGAGGAGAUGCUAUUCGAUGGGCUCGUUUGAGUACGUGAUGGACGAGAGCUCGUCGCUGCAAGUUCCGAUCCGGUUUUCCCCUGCGAAGAAGAGGAAGCCGGCCGCCGGCGGUGCUCUGCACCGGCCUGCAAUGUCGGUCUGCGGGUGCGAAUCGGCGAGGGAGUUCGGCCGAUUCGGCGAAGGGAACGCGAGCAUUGUCCCGGCUGGGAACGGGGGCAGAGAAAGCUUCUCGAUUUCGAAGAUUUGGACGAGAGGAGGCAAGAAGAGUGAGGGAAAACAGGGGAUUUCGGAAACAGGGGAGUUGAGUUCGAGGAGAUCGGCAGUUUCGUUCAGGUUUCCGGUCAGCAGCGAAUUGGGAUUUUCCGGUGAACAGAGCUGCAGUGGUGGUGGGAAUGGCGGCGAGUUGGGCGAUGGAAAGACGCCGUCUUUUGCCAGGAGGACCUUGCUCUGGCUUGCCGGGAAACAGAACAAGGUGGUUCAUUCAAAUUUCACACCAGAUGUUUAGGCGUAUGGGUGGCUAUCACUUUUAGUAGUCCUUUUCCGGUUUGGAUUUGGAAUUUUUCUUUUUCAUUAUCUUCCCUUCGUGUAAUUCCUUGGAUUCUUUUUCGGUUUUGUCAAUGGGGGAGAUUUGUGGAGUGCAUGGAUUUGAGUAGUCAUAGGGGAAAGACAAUUUGAUAUUAGUACAACUAAAGCACAGUGAAAGAUUUUAGGCAAUUAAUUUUUCUACGGUAUUUUCGUGUCUCGAAUUUCACAUCAACUAAAAUGUUACGUUUAAAAGAUAGAUUAUUAUUUCUAAGGUAGUUUCUUAUUGCUGACAUAUUUUAUUAUUUCCUUAAGAAGAUUAUUAUUCAAAAUAGGUACAGAUGUCUAAUAGAUGAUUAUUAUUCAUGCAAGAAACUAGAAGUGAUCCUAAAAAUACCACUCAAAGAUCGUUAAACUACAACAAAAUAAUGCGUGUUCUUAUAAUAAUGAGAAACAUUGUCACAAAUCCAAGAGAGAGAAUUAUAUGUUUAACUAUAUCGUACUAUUUGAGAGUUAUAAAGUUGUAAAUUAUAGUUGUUUGGGGGUAAAAUUAUAAGUUAUGAUAUAAUAAAUAAGUAGAAAAUUGAGAGUAUAUUCUAAGAAAACUGAGAUGGAAAGAAAAAGAAAUAAGAUAUGUCGUAAUAAGAAAGAUGUUUACGCUCCUACAUCCUCUUUUAUUUGUUAGUUAGAUGACAUCCGUCGCGAAUCGAUCGUGCCACAUGGGUCGGAUUAAAAUUGCCACCAUCGACUCCGUUUCUUGCAAUUAGGUUAUCAUGUUCAAAAUUAGGAUGAGACGAUAAUUAUGAAUUCAUAGCUAGUAGUAUGAACCGUAUGGUCUUGUUGUAAACUAUAGCGAAGAUGCUCUCCCUCAUUCAAUUCAUGUUAACUUUUCUUUCUAGAGUGGUUGGGAGGGUUGAAAAGGGGAGGAAGUGUUAAUUUAUUCACAAUAAAAGUGAGCUGCUUGCCAUUACUGUUUGUGUAAAUGAAGGUCAGGAAAUGACGAUUCAGAUUUCAGAUUCAAAUAAAUUCGACUGCAUUAACUAGUUCAGGGGAACUUCCCCUUUUUCUACUAUUCAAGAUGAAGGUUUAUAUGGAGGGGAAAGAGAAGGGAGACUCUCGAACUUUGAAAUCUAAUCUUGCUGCGGCCAUCCAUUGUCUCGAUUACUCUAUCUAGAUCCGUAAAUAUCGAGAGUCAUACCACAACAGUUUUGAUGAACGAAGUGGUGGUCAUCGUCCUCAGUCCACACUAUCUGCUCAAUGAUAUAAUUGGAUAUUCGAUACCUAUUUCUAGUUAGACCGACGAAGAUUUCAGAUUCCGAAUUCGAGCUAUGCAUCUAUACUUGAUAUCAAGAAUUUUGUUGUGAUCUUAUCAUCAUCUUCCACAACUCAAAAUUGGAUUGUGAUAAGAGACUGAUGAGUGGUGACCGAUUCACAGACAUUUCGAUUGCCACGUACUUACGUUUCCUACAUUUUCAUUAAUGAAAUCAGAAGAAAAAGGGGCAUGAGGAAGUCCAUGUAUUUCAUUUAUUACCAUCGUAGAGAAAUUGUUGAUUGCUAGAGGGCUCCAACGACGAAGGUGGAAUGUUAGAAAGAGAUGGAUCGUAGGUUUCAAAGUUGGUCACGCAAGAGCUUGAAAGAAAACAGAGGAAGAAAAGCUAGGCCAUGGAUGGGUUGGAUGGAGCAAGGAAUGAAGGGAAAGAAAGAGAUGGAUGGAAGAAAGCAGAAGCCAAACUUGUUUUUGAAACGAUGUGGCUUUCAAGUUACAAUAAUGGCUCUCAUCUAACCAUAUUAAAUGAAGAAGAGGGAAGUGUCAGAAGAAGAACCACCAUGGUUAAAGAAGAGCUAGAGCUCGAAAGGGAAAUGGGAAACUACCGGAAAUUGCGCUAUGAUUUUGCUAGUGUUUUGAUAUUGAUAUUUUGGGAUGGAUAUUGCCAUUGAUGGUUUGGGCUUGGAUGGGGUCAGCUGGUUGAUUCCUGCUCUGGAGUAGGGAUGGCAAUCAAACCCAUGGCUGCGGGUACCCAACCGCCCCCGAUACAGUCAACGCGGGGAAUUCCCGCUCUGACCGGAUAUGGGGCAGGUAUGGGUAAAAUCCGCAAAAUGUUUGAUGGGUAUGGGGCGGGUAUGGUUUUGGCCUCCCCUGCCCCAUACUUAUACCCAUCCCACAAAGAGAAUUUCUUCACAUAUAAAAAAAUAUGUGGAUUAAAUUGUAAUCUAUCAAUGGUGAUAAGGAUAACUCGAGGAAAUAAAUAGUAGAAAUGCAAUUGAGUGACCCCUUUAAUCAAAAUCUAAUUCAUUUUCCUCAAUUCUACUUUCACUCUUUCACUUUCCCCCGCCCCUUGUCAACAAGAUUAUGUUAGUUAACUAUUACUUAGUAGAUGUAUCAGAAUCAGAAGAUAAUAAUUUGAAAAUAUUAUACUCUAUAUUAUGUAUUAAUGGAUGUUUUAGGAUCAUAUACUUUGAACCAUAUUAAGAAAAUGAUUGUGUUUUGUUGACUUCAUGAUAUUAUAGGUUUGUUUAGAGUUAUAAUUAAAACUUUUCUUGUAAGUUUUAGAUAUAAUAAUGUUGGAUGUACGGGUAUUACCCAUGGGCACCCGAAACCCACGGGUAUGGGGAUGGGUUUGCAAAACAUUCCCCGCAUAGGUAUGGGGCGGGUAUGGGUUUGGAUAGUUGAAGAUGGGGAUGAGGAUGGUUUAGACAAACCCGCCCCAUUGCCAUCCCUACUCUGGAGUUUUACUAUCGUUAUUGUAGAGGAUAUCACAAGUAAAGUAUGACAGUACACGUUUUAUUUUGCUUUUAAAACAAAUUUUGAACACCCUAGUGAAAUUGUAGAGAAUGUUAUCAUUCACCACACCCUCGAUGUCUAAUAAUUACCCACCUGUUCCGGAGGAAAUUCUCCUAAAUUAUCAAUAAUCGACUUGUAUGUUUAUUUAUGGUUAAUUGCAAGGUUGGUCACUGAGUUUACUAAAAACGUUCAUGUUUGGUCACUCAAAAUAUUUAAUUCCAUUCAUGGUCAUUAAGAUUAGUUAAAUAGUUUAAGUUUGGUCACUCUCCAAUUAUUAAGUUUUAUUUUUAUUUUUUAAUAGUUGUAAAAUGAGAAAAUUGUAAAUAUUUAAAUUUUAAUAUUUUUAAUGGUCACAUCACUUAUUUAACGGUCAACUAUAAUAGUUGACUGCCACAUCAGCAAAAACUAACGGAGACUAACGGAGAGUGACCAAACUUGAACUAUUGAACUAAUCUUAGUGACCAUGAAUGAAAUUAAAUAUUUGGAGUGACCAAACAUGACCGUUUUUAGUAAACCCAGUGACCAACCUUGCAAUUAACCGUUUUAUUUAUAGUGAUUUUGUGGAGAUCGUGGGUGAAAUACUAUCCUAUCUUCUGGGAUAUCAGUACGCAUCCUCCUUUCGGAUUGAAUUUUUUUCCACAUAUGGUGGAAUUUUUUUUUUUUACAGUCAAAUUGAUGGGAGAUGCUAAUUAAUUAAUAACCUCACGGGAGAACCGUUGGGGUUGGUGUAUGUCACGCUUUAAAUUUGGCUGUCGUGAUAACUAACACAUCAAUCUCUCCAUAUUAGGCCAAGUUAGUACGUUAACCAUUCUUAAUGGCUCAUGUGGGUUCGUCGUCCCUACUAGACUAGUGGAGUGGUGUGGUUAAAAUGUUAAAUAAACAACACAUUGGUCCACCUUUCCUUUCAUAUCCAUGUCAGUUUUCAGGACCUUAUAAUCGUGUGGGUUUCUGUCUAAUGAACAUUUUUCUCUUCAUGACUUUUUUGUAUCCUUUUGCUCUCUGUAUUUCUCAGUGUCUCUGUUGGGUUAGGACCAUGGUUGUCAUGCCGGUGACAUGUCACCCGGUUGAACCUGGUUCAACCUGUACCGGUCAUGAAACCGGCAUGACACUACUUGUAUGAUCGGUAUGAUCGACUUACACAUUUUAAGUUAAAUGACAUCAUUUUAAUGAAUUUAAUGAAUAAAA